Penicillium cinerascens is the source of this 1782-nucleotide messenger RNA. RefSeq lists its product as uncharacterized. NCBI's taxonomy places the organism in Eukaryota, Fungi, Ascomycota, Eurotiomycetes, Eurotiales, Aspergillaceae. The transcript has a single exon. The record is from RefSeq and is a predicted model, not a curated record. The coding region runs from base 1 to 1782 and encodes 593 amino acids.
AUGGAUCCCCCCGAUUAUAAUAGGUGUGUGCUGACAUGCCCCGCCCAAACACGACAGAAGUUGGCUGACGCGCGUGAGGGAUUGUCCGAGCACAGCAUCAUUCACUCUCCUUCCUUUACCUUUCUCGUCGGUCCAAAACAUACCAAAUUAACGAUCCAGUCGGCCCUCGCCCAGCAUGUCUCCAAACCGCUUCAUAACCUCAUGAACAAUGGGCAUACCCGGGAAUCGAAGCAUCGUAUCGCAGUUUUGGAGGAUGAGGAUGUCGAGACCUUUGUUGCCUUUUGUGAAUAUGCAUACACGGGAGACUAUACAGUGCCUCUGCUGCCGGCCCCGUGUGAGGAUAUCAGGAAAGGUGUAGUCGAAGCCGCACUGAGCCCUGCAAACUCCUGGAGGGAAACCUAUCGUUCGAAUUCAGUCUCAUCGGCCGUUCCCCCACCGGCUCCAUCGCCGCCAGAGUCUGUUAGAUCCGCCGAACCAGCAGCCCCAGCUCCUACCGAGCCUGAACCAGAGCCUACGCCUGUGAUUGAGGGUGACGGCGCUGGUGAAGAGGUGAAACAGGCAGCGACAACGGAACACGAACUUCUGGCAGAAGAGGAUACAACAAAGAACGAACCGGCAGAGCCUCUCGAGGAUGAAGAAACGUAUCCACUCAAUCCGGGCCAGAAUGCCGAUGUGCCUGCUGCAGACGAAGCCCCGAUCCAGACAAAUCCAGAGCCAGCAGCCGAUGAUGGGGAUUCAGGAACCUGGGAAGAGACACCGGCCAUGAGCAAGAGGAGCAAGAAGAAGACUUUGGAACAAGAACCGACAUGGACCGAGGAGGCUGCUGCCAACUUGACACCGCCAUCAACACCUCCACCGAAAUAUCCAGCAGAGGUGGUUGAUACUCCGCAGAGCCCAGAGCCAGAGAGUCCGCCAGAGGGAGAGUCACAAAGAGAAGAAAAAGUAGUCGAAGCCGAGCCAACUGCCGAACCUGAAGAGGAGGACGCAAAGCCUGCAGAAGAGCAACCUGCAGACACGGAGGUAGAGCCCGCUCAGGAAGAUUGGGAGCAGCCCUCUGCAUAUCCCACCGAUGGCGAUGUCCAGACCCACGGAGAUUCAUGGCCGGAAGAUGAAGUGGAGGAGCAGCAUGACGAAUCCCAACCCCCCAAGCCUGUCAUCGACAUGUCCUUUGCCAAACAGCCCGACUCGUCACCGCGCACACCGGGUCUCAGCCUGUGGGACGAAUUCUCCGCUCUGCAAUACAACAACGAGCAGACCUCUCUGCCCACGGUCGAGGUCUCCAGUUCCAAUGACCUUCCAUACCUGACCUUCCACGCCAAAGUGUACGUCUUUGCCACACGCUAUCUCAUCCCCGCCUUGGCGCAGCUGUGCCUUCAAAAGUUGCACCGAAACCUUUUGCAACUCUCCAUCGCAGACACAGAGAGUCUGGAUCCAUUUUCGGGUCAGAAUUCGGGCGGCUUGGCUGCGCACCAAGCGCCGAUGGUCCUUGAUCUGUUGCGUUACGCCUACACCAAAACGACCCGGCUCGAGCCGAUCAACCCCACAUCGGCAACGCAGCUUCGGGAGAAUGAGUUGCGACGGCUGGUGGUGCACUAUGCAGCAUGCAAAGUAAAGGAUCUGGCGCGAUAUCACUCUCCCGGGGACAGUGAAGCAGCAACACCCACACUGCGGCCCGUCGACUCCAAAGUGGAGCGGGCCAAGGACUCUGCACCGAAGAGUCUCCGGGCCCUGUUAGACAUGACGCCGGAGCUGGCCUCUGACCUUGUCUAUCGCAUGAUGUGA